Messenger RNA from Manihot esculenta (cassava), 1002 nucleotides. Its product is annotated as 12-oxophytodienoate reductase 1-like. Bases 293 to 976 code for a protein of 227 amino acids. Gene Ontology annotation, molecular function: oxidoreductase activity; FMN binding. The record is from RefSeq and is a predicted model, not a curated record. Lineage: Eukaryota; Viridiplantae; Streptophyta; Magnoliopsida; Malpighiales; Euphorbiaceae. The transcript has 3 exons.
UGCGGAGAAAGUUUAUCAUACAACCGUUGUAUGUGCAAAGAUUUUAUUACAAUCACUGAUUAUAGUGGGUCCCGUGUAAGAUUGCUAAGUAAUUUAUAUCAUUAGCAAAUUUUGUCGUCCAUUUGUUUGCUAUGGCUGUAAACUGGGUUUAUUCUGCAGGAUUGGAGUCUUGUCCCUCCUUUUUUUCCUUUCUUGAAUUUUAAAUGAUAUGCCGAUUUGGUUUCAUAGUAUAUAUAUAUAAUAUGGCCAUGCUCAGCUAUUUUCAAAUUCACAUAAUAAAAUUCUCUUUUUUAUGAAUGCUCCCCUUUGUCUGCAUCCUGAUUUUACAUCAAUUGUUGGUCUUACAGGUUUUCAACCAAUGGGCAAGCUCCCAUCUCUAGUACAGACAAAGCCUUUGCCUCCUCAAAUUGGAAGUAAUGGUAUUGACGUUGAACAGUUCACACCUCCAAGGAGACUAACAACAGAUGAAAUUCCACUAGUCGUGAAUGAUUUUAGAAUUGCUGCAAGGAAUGCUAUGGAAGCUGGUUUUGAUGGAGUUGAGAUUCAUGGGGCUCAUGGUUACUUAAUUGAUCAGUUCAUGAAAGAUCAGGUGAAUGACCCUACGGAUCAGUAUGGUGGAUCUCUGGAGAACCGCUGCCGUUUGGCUUUGGAAAUAGUUGAAGCUGUAGCAAAUGAGCCAAGAAUGAAAACACUCGGAGAGAAAUCUGAAUGUCCAGAGAGUCUUCUGCCCAUGAGAAAGGCCUUCAAAGGUACUUUUCUUGUUGCUGGAGGUUAUGGAAGGGAAGAUGGAAAUCAAGCUGUAGCUGAAAAUCGUGCAGAUCUCAUUGUUUAUGGUCGUAUUUUCCUAGCAAAUCCUGAUUUACCAAAGAGAUUUGAGCUUAAUGCUCCUCUCAACAAGUACAAUAGAAAAACAUUUUAUAUAGAUGAUCCUGUAAUUGGUUAUACAGAUUACCCAUUUCUUGAAUCCACUGCUUGAUUGAGUUUCUGCAGAGAAAUGCCCAA